CUUUCACCUCUGAGUUAGACAUUAACUAAUGGGUGGGCCUUUGACCGGCCAACUUUUUGAUAAAUUAGAGAGUGGGAGUUGCUCAGCCGCUCUUGACCACGUUUCCCAGACAGAGCAGUGAGGUUUGAGUCUAACUAUGGCGAAGUCGAUGUAUCUGCUGUGGGGGUCCGGAUCCCCUCCCUGCUGGCGCGUCAUGAUCACCCUGGAGGAGAAGAAACUACAGGGAUACAAACAAAAACUGCUGUCUUUUGAGAAAGAGGAGCAUAAAUCUAAAGAGGUUUUGGACAUCAACCCCAGAGGACAGCUUCCUACCUUCAAACAUGGAGACGACAUAAUCAAUGAGUCUACUGGAGCGUGUUUAUACCUGGAGAAUCAGUUCAAGUCUCAGGGCAACAAGCUGAUCCCCGACAACCCUGCAGAGAAAGCUCUGAUGUACCAACGAAUGAUGGAGGGUCUCACUCUAAUUGAGAAACUAAACUUGGUUAUCUUCUACGACUUCUACGUCCCUGAAGGAGAGCGCCAUGACUCUGCUCUGAAGAGAAACAAGGACAAUCUGGUCACUGAGCUUCAACUCUGGGAGAGCUACCUGGAGAACGUGUCUGCAGGCUGCUACCUAGCAGGAGGAUUCUCCUUGGCCGAUGUUGUCGUCUUUCCAAGCGUUGCUUAUGCCUUCCGUUAUGGGCUGUCUGCAGGUCGUUACCCCAAACUGGCCAAAUACUACAGCCUUCUGAAGGACAGACCCAGCAUCAAAGCUACUUGGCCCCCAAAAUGGUUCCAAAUCGAACAAAGAUCUGAAAGCCUGAAGGACAUCUGAACAACGAAAACACUGUCUUCAUUUGAAAUUACGAACUUAAUGUAGCAUGACCUUGUUCAUACAGGUCGAUCAUCACAUGGUUUCUCUACUUGUGGAUAAUGUAUCAGGUCAGAUGUGUCGUGAGGGUUUUACUUAUAAAGUUAAACUCAGACGAUCAAAAAAAUUCGACUAAUCACAGUUUUGCUUUGUCACUCAAUAAAGUCAAUUCAAAACUG
Gambusia affinis (western mosquitofish) is the source of this 1029-nucleotide messenger RNA. Its product is annotated as glutathione S-transferase A-like. The transcript has 6 exons. Lineage: Eukaryota; Metazoa; Chordata; Actinopteri; Cyprinodontiformes; Poeciliidae. Bases 137 to 814 code for a protein of 225 amino acids. The record is from RefSeq and is a predicted model, not a curated record.